AUGGAUCCAACGGACCUACUACCGCUGCUUGAGCAGCUGGAUGAUAAUGUCGAUGACUUGGAGGCUGUUCUCCAGCCUCUUUUGACCAGCACACUUCUCAAAAACUCAAACAAAUUGCCUGUUAUGGACAAAGCAAAACUUCACGUGUUGAUCACCUACACACUAGAAUCGUUAAUCUUCUCUUAUCUGCGGCUUCAUGGCGUGGAUGCGAAGCAACACCCAGUGUUCCGGGAACUGACUCGUGUGAAGCAGUACUUUGAAAAGAUCAAGGCACUGGAGACCGAGCCUGAGGAACGCCCCAUGACCCUUGAUAAGGGAGCUGCGAGCAGAUUCAUCAAACACGGCCUUGCUGGCAAUGAUAAGUAUGACUUAGAACGGGCAGAAAAGCAGGCUAAAGAGCGAGCCCGUGCCCAGCUCAAAGCAGCCAUGUUUGCCCUCAAGAGCAUUGAGGCGACGAACGGGCAACCCGAUUCUGACGAUGACGAUUCUGAAGGGGGCGUCGACCUUGCAACAGCAGCAGAGCCCCGGGUUGACACAAACCACACCGAAAAGACCGAGAAGGAUAGCCAAAAGAAAUCCAAAGGAGAACACAAAUUGGAAGACAGCAAGGCAAAGAAGGAGAGGAAAAUCAACACGGCAGCAAUGAAAGAAAAGAAGAAGGAGCGACGGCUGAAGAAGGAGGAGGCUCGGAAGGCCCGAAAAGCGCAAUGA
Molecule: messenger RNA, 711 nt
Organism: Penicillium roqueforti
Lineage: Eukaryota; Fungi; Ascomycota; Eurotiomycetes; Eurotiales; Aspergillaceae
Product: Sas10/Utp3/C1D family protein
Exons: 3
Coding region: 1-711 (236 amino acids)
Biological process (GO): maturation of 5.8S rRNA; regulation of gene expression
Cellular component (GO): exosome (RNase complex); nucleolus
Molecular function (GO): DNA binding; RNA binding
Source: RefSeq, a predicted model, not a curated record